AUGACUUUUGCUGUCAGUCAAGGCAUUGUGUGUAACGGAACUUCUGACUGCUCAGUGCCAGUUGGUGGCUACGUGACGGCCAGUCGCACAAUAAACCUAACGGACUCUACUCCGGAUUGGGCCUUUCAACUCAUCACCAACGUGACUGGAUUCUCCUUCAACACAACGUUGGUCGGAGCGGUCGAGAACACUACCUAUACCAUCAACGUUGGAUCAUCCGGAUAUGUUGGUUUCACUCCCACAUACAGAUGCAGUCAAGGCAUCCUCUCAGCAUGUGAGGACAAAGCUCUCGAUGGCACUCCUGUCGAAGCAUGCACUCCUUUUGACAUGAGUGAUGGCAUAAUGAACGGUACUUUGGCCGCUGUUGCGACAUCACCAGAUACUGCAUCUGCGCUGGUAUGCAAUCCUGCUAAUACAAGCUUGGCUUCGAGUGGCAACAACACGAAUUUUUGCGUUGAGCCCACCAACUCGACUUCUGGAAACACAACAGCAUCCGAUCUUACGGCUGGUGCUGGAGCCACAAGCAGCGUCGGCACGGUUCUGUUGUCGGCUGCUUUUUUCGUCGCAAUUAUUGGAGUCUGA
Molecule: messenger RNA, 582 nt
Organism: Aureobasidium subglaciale EXF-2481
Lineage: Eukaryota; Fungi; Ascomycota; Dothideomycetes; Dothideales; Saccotheciaceae
Exons: 1
Coding region: 1-582 (193 amino acids)
Source: RefSeq, a predicted model, not a curated record